CGCGAUAUUUUGAAAGUCGAAAAUGUUGUGGGCGCUUUAGCGAAGGCGGUCAAGCCACAUUUGAGUGGCUGAGAUCGGCUAGUCCAUAUCCGGGGUAGCGCAUCUUCAGCCACUUCUCAAGUUUGACUUCGUGGGUUGAUGAGUAUUUCAUUAAUAUCACAACUCCGCAGUCUCCUCGAGAACAAACAAGGACAUAAUGGCUCCAUCCACGAUCAACGUUCUCCUCACCUCCUUCCCAGGACUUAAUUUGCCAUCCACUCUUGCGCUUCACCUUUCCGCGGAGACUUCUAUAUCCCAACUCCAAGAUCGCAUUCAAGAACGCCUUCCAGCACACGAUAAUCGCCUGAUCCUCACAACCAUCUCAAAUAAACAGCUUCCGACUACUUCUACAUCGCCAAUAUCCGGUCUACUUGCUAGCCCCCAAGAUGACUUCUUGUCUCUUCGACUUGCAGUACCAUUAUGUGGUGGUAAAGGAGGGUUCGGAUCGCAGCUGAGAGCAGCAGGUGGCCGUAUGUCAUCAAAGAGAAAGCGCAAUCAAGGCGAAGAUAAUGGAUCUAGCAGAAAUCUGGAUGGCCGUAGGCUGAGAACUGUCAACGAAGCCAAAGCUCUUGCAGAAUACCUUGCUAUCAAGCCGGAAAUGGCUAAGAAGGAGAAGAUGGAACGACGGAGGCGUUGGGAACAAGUCGUGGAGUUAGCAGAACGCAGAGAAGAAGAACUUCGAUCCGGAAAUAAGGGCAAGGUCGAUGGAAAGUGGGUCGAGGACAAGGAAGAGGCGAAUGAGAGGACGAGAGAUGCUGUUCUUGCUGCUAUGAAGUCUGGCAACUUCAAGGACAACUUACUGGCUACAUCACAUGGCAGUGCUUCAGGAUCUGGAGGUUCUGGUAGUGAAGAUGAAGUCAUGGCUGGCACAAGCUCCAAGGAUACAACACCGCCAUCGGAACCAGAAGUCAAGCCAAAGCCCCAAACAUUCUUUGGCUUUGAUGAUGACGACGAGUUCAUGAGCAGUGAUGAGGAUGAGGAUGAGGAACAGGAAGAGGUUACUGAGCUGGACGAAGUCGAAGAGAUGGACGAGGACGAAGUUGAGGAAGAAAAUGUCAAGGAACCAACACCACCGCCUAUGCCUGCAAAAGGAAAAGGCAAAGCAAAAGCUAAAGCACCAGCCAAGGCAAAAGGAAAAGGAAAGGGAAAAGCGAAAGCUUGAGACUGUUAUCGUGUUUAAUUCGAAACUUACAGCGAGGUGUUACGGAUGGGUUACUGCUUGGGGG
This is a messenger RNA of Mollisia scopiformis, 1265 nucleotides long. RefSeq lists its product as uncharacterized. Bases 197 to 1201 code for a protein of 334 amino acids. The record is from RefSeq and is a predicted model, not a curated record. Gene Ontology annotation, cellular component: nucleus. NCBI's taxonomy places the organism in Eukaryota, Fungi, Ascomycota, Leotiomycetes, Helotiales, Mollisiaceae. The transcript has a single exon.